Dimorphilus gyrociliatus is the source of this 1754-nucleotide messenger RNA. NCBI's taxonomy places the organism in Eukaryota, Metazoa, Annelida, Polychaeta, Dinophilidae. The record is from the annotation of a GenBank genome assembly.
ACUCGCUUCAGACGCUUCAGAGGCGUCACAUGUUGUACAAACAUGCGACGAUCGGCACAGCAUGAGCGUCUAAAGGAUUUCAUUAUAAUUUUUUUUUUACUCGACGUUUUAUCUGCAAUUAAUUAUGAAAUGUACAAGCACAAUCGAAUGCUUAGAUCUUGGCAAAUUCCGGCAAUUAAAAGCUAUAAGAGAAGGUUUCACAAUUGUUCCCAUGGAAAGAAAGCUUCUAUAACUGUUGUUUAUUACUCGAAUGAAGAUGUCAACGUUAGAUGGUUGGUGUUAGAUCAUCAUAGAAGAUUAUUAUCUGACGAAGAUACAGCAAUGCUGCCAAUUUCAAAAUAUCAUGCAAACUAUAAAGUUGUAAAUCUAAAAGCUGGUAAUGUGGUUGCUACAACUUUACAUAUACAAAGGCUAAGAAUGGUUCAUAAAAUAGCUAGGUUUGAUGUUAUCAUCACCGGAAGAAGCACUCAAUAUCAAAUUGUUAAUAGGAUUACAAAAAAUUCAGCUUUCAAAAUUGAAAAUAUAAAUUGCGGAGAAUGGAUAACAACUCCUCCAGCCCUAAGAAGUUUACGACCAAAAACUGCCGUACUCUUUCAUUUCAAAGCUUUUUUCCCCCAUGAAAGGGGAGAAGAUAGAAACGAAAUGAUUCUACUCCGAGCAAAAUCGAGAAGAAUCCUCCUACCUUUCGUCAAAUUUGAUUCUAUAUUAAGAAUACAAAGGCAUAACACUAAAAUUGCUGAACAGCACGGCAAUGUGAUUGCCUCGGGAGAACGAGUGGUGGGCUCUGGUGGGCAAGUUACCUAUGAUCUAAAAUUAACAAUUCCUAACGUUACCCUAGAACACUCCGGAACGUAUUUGUGCUGUAUUAAGAGAGAAUUUGAUAAACUCUUUAUCCUAUCCGACGUUGCCAUAUAUCCGCAGAAAUCGCCUCUUCCCGAGAAGCCAUAUGUAAAGUUAAUACCUUGCCAUUCAUCACAUUAUAAUGAAGAUAAAAAAUUAUUAACUCUAUACGAAAAUAGAACAACUUGUAUAAUAUGCAGAGCGAUAGGUUAUCCAUUACCUCUCGUUCAUCUUAUUGAGACUUUCAGCGGUAAAGCAUUUAGCGAUUAUCACUCUGAAGAGUUUGUUAAUAUUGCCGCUGCUGGUGUCAAAGAAUCAGUUUAUGCCAUACAUAAACCAUUCAAAAAGAAAAUGCACAAGAAGAAUUUCGCAUGCAGGGCUGUUCAUCCUUCUAGAAAAAGCUUGGCUCAUUCUCAUAAAUUUAGCGUGGUUUGGGUUUGAAUGAACACUUCUCUAUCUGUCUUUAUCUUUCUAAAUAAUCUUCUCUUCUAUUGCAACAAAACAGAAAAAAAAGAACAAGUGGAAUACAGCAAAUUUAUCAGGUUUUGUUUUAAUUUCUUUCCGCCUCGGUGUUUUUAAAGAAGAAAUGAGAAACUUAUUUUGUGUUUAAUAGUUUUUCUUCCUCUCUUUCGAAAAACUUUUACAAGAGAACUUUAAGAAUUUGAUCGCUUCCGGUUCAUUUCAUGAUUUUGUACAAUACGUUAGUAGACUUUACUUAUCAUCUGAAAAGAGCUGCAUGAAUAAUAGAAGUAAUCUAAUUUAGACGCUUCGGUUUGAUUUACUUCCUUCUGAAAGCUUUUCUAUCUAAGACCAUCGACUAUCUGCAUAUUGUAACUGUUACUAGAAUAAAAUUUUCACAACAAACACACGCUAAAUAACGUUUUCUUAAUAGGAUAAACUGAGAUCUAUAGUAU